AUGGAGGAUCCAAAUGCUCAUAUAACCAAGUUUCUCCGGAUUUGCAGCACAUUUAAGAUGAAUGGAGUUCCGAAUGAAGCAAUCAAACUCCGACUUUUUCCUUUUUCACUAAGGGAUAAAGCCGACAGUUGGCUCAUUUCUUUCCCCGCCAAUCAUUUUGCUAGUUGGGAUCAACUUCAUAGGGAGUUCUUGAAAAGAUUCUACCCACUUUCAAAGACUCAAAGGAUGAGGAGAGCCAUUCAAAACUUCAAGCAAAUUUCAAAUGAAUCUCUAGCCGAAUCUUGGGAGAGGUUUAAGGAACUACAAAGGCAAUGCCCUCAUCAUGGUAUUCAAGGAUGGGAUCUAAUGAUGGCUUUCUAUGAAGGUUUGCUUGAUAAUUCAAAGAUCUUGGUGGAUGCUUCAUCGGGAGGAUCAUUCACGGUUUUGGAACCUACUCAAGCCGAGGAACUACUUGAGAAGAUUGCAACAAAUGGAACAACUUGGUAUUCGGAGAGAUCUUCCCAAAGGCUUGUGGGAGGAUUUCAUGAUGUUGAUCAAAUAUCCGCCUUGUCGGCUAAGGUGGAUAACAUGGCAUCCAUGGUUCAAAAGAUAGCUCAAAUCACCCUCAACAACCAAAAUGUGAGCUAUGCUUCUUCUACUUCUAUUCCUCCAAGGCAAAUCAUGAUGUGUGACUUAUGUGGGGGAGAACACAAUUUGGGAGAGUGCUUAAAUGAUGAUAUGGGUUCUCAAUCUACCAUGGAGCAAGUUGAUUUGGUAGGAUAUGGUAGGCAACAACAAUCAUUCCAACCGCAAGGAGCCUACAAUCCUAAUGCAUCAAGGAAUCACCCCGGUUUUUCUUGGAGUAAUCCGAUGGGGGCUGCAAAUCCCCAAAGUUUUGGCAAUAGAGGACCACCACCGGGAUUCCAAGGGCAACAAAAUUAUAGAGGUGGUCAACAACAACAACAAUCUAGGCAAAAUUUAGGAUUCCAAAACUCUAAUGCUCAACCGAGGCAACCACUAGAGAAGCCGCCUCCACCAAAUUGGGAAGCCAUGAUAGAGAUGAUGUUUAAAUCUCAAAUGCAAAGUGAAGAGAAGAUUAGGCAAGUAUCGGAUAAGUUGGACCAAUUGAGUGCUCAUCAUAAAAUGCUAGAAAAUCAAAUUGCCAAUCAAGCUUCAACCUCUAGCACAAAAGUAACCGGGAAGUUGCCCGCUUGUCCCGAAAAUCCGAGAGAGCACAUGAAUGCCAUUAUCACUAGAAGUGGAAAGCAACUUGAAGUUGAAAAUGGAAAGUUAAAGGAGGAUGUUGUUGUGCAAAGCAAAGGAAAGGAUUCUUGCCUAUUCAAAUCCGAAGAAGAUGAAAUCCAAAAACUUGAACCUUUGUUGAGACAAAUUCCACCACUCCCGUUCCCACAAAAAUUUAAGAAAGCCAAGGUGGAAGAAAGAAGGGCAAGGUUCUUGAGCUUGAUCAAGCAAUUGGACAUUUCUAUUCCUUUGCUUGAUGCCAUCACCGAAAUCCCCUCUUAUGCAAGAUUCUUGAAAGAGAUUCUAUCCAACAAGAGGAGAUUUGAAGACCGUGAAACCGUUGCGGUCAAUGAAGAAUGUAGUGCCCUUAUCCAAAACAAGCUUCCACCAAAACUUAGAGAUCCCGGGAGUUUUUCUAUUCCAUGUGUUAUUGGAGGGUCUCUUGUGCAAAGAGCUUUGUGUGACUUGGGAGCUAGUGUGAGUUUGAUGCCGUACUCUUUAUGUAAAAAGUUGCAACUUGGGGAGCCCAAACCCACCGCCAUAACUUUGCAACUAGCGGAUAGAUCCGUAAAACACCCCGUGGGAGUUCUUGAAGAUGUGCCGGUAAAGAUUGACAAAUAUUACAUCCCGGGUGAUUUUGUGGUUCUAGAAAUGGAAGAAGAUGCUAAAGUUCCUAUCAUUCUUGGGAGGCCAUUUUUGGCAACCUCCGGGGCGGUAAUUGAUGUUAAAAAGGGGACUUUGGUGCUUGAAAUUGGGGAUGACAAAGUUGAGUUUAAUGUUUUUGAAUUGGCUAGCAAAUCCCCUUGUCUUGAUGAAUGCUUUUGUGUAGAUACCAUUGAUUCAUGUGUUCGGGAGACUCUUGAAGAAAGCAAUUGGAUUUCUAAUGAUCCUUUGGGAGUUGAUGUAGAUGAUACUAUUGAGGAAGAGCAAAUUGAUGAAGACACAAGUGGUUUUGAUGAACUUUUUGAUGAGAAUGAAUUAUUGGUGCAACCAUCCUCACCAAAGCUUGAAGUAUUUGGUCUUGGAGACCAAUUGGCCAAUCACAAUGGGGAUAAUCAUCCAAAGGUAGAAUUAAAACCUUUGCCCUCCGAAUUGAAGUAUGCUUUUCUUGGUUCUAAUUCUACAUAUCCCGUUAUUGUGAAUGCUAAUUUGAAUGAUGAUGAAAUUGAGAAGUUGUUGCAUGUGUUGAAAAGGCAUAAAAAAAUCAUUGGUUAUACUCUUGAUGACAUUGUUGGCAUAAGUGCAUCCUAUUGCAUGCAUAGGAUAUACUUGGAAGAGGGGUAUAAACCGAGCAUUGAACCACAAAGGAGGUUGAACCCUAUUGCAUGCGUAUAG
This is a messenger RNA of Ipomoea triloba (trilobed morning glory), 2556 nucleotides long. RefSeq lists its product as uncharacterized. The record is from RefSeq and is a predicted model, not a curated record. The transcript is spliced from 2 exons. NCBI's taxonomy places the organism in Eukaryota, Viridiplantae, Streptophyta, Magnoliopsida, Solanales, Convolvulaceae. Bases 1 to 2556 code for a protein of 851 amino acids.